This is a messenger RNA of Chelonus insularis, 5166 nucleotides long. It is a transcript of the gene wnd, whose product is annotated as wallenda. The transcript is spliced from 6 exons. Gene Ontology annotation, cellular component: cytoplasm. Bases 1066 to 3801 code for a protein of 911 amino acids. Gene Ontology annotation, molecular function: ATP binding; protein kinase activity. Gene Ontology annotation, biological process: protein phosphorylation; signal transduction. The record is from RefSeq and is a predicted model, not a curated record. NCBI's taxonomy places the organism in Eukaryota, Metazoa, Arthropoda, Insecta, Hymenoptera, Braconidae.
AUGUGACGUCAUAUUCAACAUCGAUCUUCACUGGUGGGGACUCACCCCUAAAUGAGUUGUAGUACGUUGAGUUAUUGAAUGACGGAGCGGGUAGGAGUAACGACUUCUCGGAAGCAUCCACAGACUUCCUGGCGCUAAAUCAAUGUUUGGUUGACCUUGAUUAGAAAAGCAAUGUCAAAUUGUCGGCCCUGGUGAAAAUCGACGUCUUUUAGUUCCUUCACUUUUUGUCUCUCUCUGUCUUUACUACCUUUUUUACUGGCAUCCACCCCCACUGCUAUGAGUAUCAACCAACGUCGAUGCCACCUCUACUUCGGCCACCCUUAUUGCAGACAACAUGACCCCACCAUCACAGUAGGGGUGGGAUAUACCGCUGUACACCGACACAAUCCACAGGCGGCGCAGGAUACUGACGCGAAAGUUACAUUUUGUUCAGUUUUAUUGUUAUUGUGCUCUCUAAAAAUUGCAUAAAAAUAUUCAGUUAUAAAUUGACUGAAUAAUGAAUUAUUGAUAAUUUGAGAGAAAUUUUCAAUUUUUACGAUAUUAAUUGAUCCUUGUGGGAGUAAGAAAAUAUUUGAGAUAUUAAUUGGUUACCUCCAACACGGUGGAGGCCCUUGAUGCCUAGGAAUUCAUCGAACACGCCAUUUUGUUGCGACUCCAGACGCGCAUCUAGAAAAAAUAUUGUAAAAAAGACCCUGUAUACCUUUGAGUGUUUUUCAUAACUGAAUUAUUAUAAUUGAUUAGAAUAAUUGAUAGUAAAAUGUUAUAGAAAAUGGCGCAACAACAGCUGAUAAUAUGAAAAAAUAUUUUCACAGCAUCCUUAUUUAUGUGUACUUGUUUGAUGAACUAAAAUUAUUUCGGAAAGAAUUGAUUGAAUAAUAAAACUGUCAAUUUUUGGCAUACAUGUGAUUUAAGUGUGAUGUGUGAUGAAAUCUUGUAAUCAGUUUUUUAAAAAUAUAUUUUAUCUUAAAUUCCAAAUUUUGUGAGGAAUGGGAUAAAAUACGUGAAGAAAUUAAUCGGAUAAUUUCGAAAAAUUUAACAUAGAGGAAAACUUUCCUCGUUGAAAAAAUGAGAACUCCAGGAUCAGAAACCGAACUCUGUCGUUCUCAUGAAAAUUAUGGAUUCGAAAUUCAAAUCAGGAAGAAGACGUCUACGUUGUCAUCUUCACCAAUACCAUCAUCUUCUGGGAUAAUUGUCAAUCCACUACCUCUUACAGAUUCACAAUCUGACAACCAUAUUUUUAGUAAUAGUAUGUUAUGUAUUCAAGAGGAGCUUGGACAAUUGAGUAGAAUUCCAGUUGGAUCAAGUAUGACAACAGGAGUAAUAAAAGACGGCCAAAUAAUAAAAUCCGAGACUGUAUUAAAUCUUCCAGAAACAAAAAGUGAUGGAAGUUCUGACAAUACAAUUAAGAAAGAAUCUGACAAUAGUGUUGAUAGUCAGAGAACUAGUUGGGUAGAAGGAAUCUUAGGAUGUAUGCGACCUGUUUGGACGAUGCUUUCAAAAGCUACAGCACCAGAAAAAAUAAAAGGCAAUUCAGAUGACUGGGAAAUUGCGUUUGAAUCGAUAAAAGAACUUCAAUGGUUAGGAUCUGGUGCUCAAGGUGCAGUAUUUAGUGGUAUGCUAAACAAUGAAAUAGUAGCAGUAAAGAAGGUACGAGAACCUCGAGAGACUGAUAUAAAGCAUCUUCGAGAAUUGAAUCAUCCAAAUAUUGUAAAAUUUCGUGGAGUAUGUACACAAGCACCUUGUUACUGUAUUAUUAUGGAAUUUUGUCCUUACGGACCACUUUAUGAUUUAUUAAGAGCUGGAGAAUUUAUUCCUCCACCACGUCUAGUUUCAUGGUCACGACAAAUAGCUGCAGGCAUGGCUUAUCUUCAUUCACAAAAAAUAAUUCAUAGAGAUUUAAAAAGUCCGAAUGUUUUAAUUGGUCGUGAAGAAGUUGUUAAAAUAAGUGAUUUUGGUACAAGUCGUAGUUGGAAUCAAAUAAGUACAAAAAUGAGUUUUGCAGGAACUGUUGCAUGGAUGGCUCCUGAAAUUAUUCGUAAUGAACCAUGUUCUGAAAAAGUUGACAUCUGGUCAUAUGGAGUUGUUUUGUGGGAACUUUUAACAGGUGAAAUUCCGUAUAGGGAUGUAGAUUCAUCAGCAAUUAUUUGGGGAGUUGGUAGUAAUUCCUUGCAUUUACCAAUUCCAUCGACGUGGCCUGAAGGUUAUCAACUUUUAGUAACACAAUGUUGGUCAGAAAAACCACGAAAUCGUCCAACUUUUGGACAUAUUGAAUCUCAUCUGAAUAUUGCAGCUGGUGAAGUGCGUUACAGAAAAUACGAUGAAUAUUAUAGAACUCAGCAAACAUGGAAAGAAGAGAUUAGAUUAGAGUUGGAAAAAAUGAAAAAGAAUUCGAAGAAUACGACAUUUGAGGAAGAUUUAAUUCGUAAACGAAAAGAUGAAUUGAGGCAUGCUCAAGAUAUUAGAGAGCAUUAUGAAAGGAAAUUAGAAAGAACGAAUAAUCUUUAUAUGGAACUGAGUGCAGUUUUAUUACAAUUAGAGCAACGAGAGCGAGAUGUGGUGAAACGUGAACGAGAAUCUAGUUAUAAACAAUGUAAAAAACGUUUAGUACAUCCAUUACUUAAAGCUCAAGAAAGAUUACAUCGAAGACGUAAUGCUCAUCAACAGUCAAGUUCUACAACUACCCCUACGACUCCUCCUUCUCCAACUGACUCACCUCAAUCCCCAGUAAAAGCGACGCUCUGUACUCAAAUUAAUGAAUGUACAAAUCAACCAGAGACUGUUGUUGUUCCUAAUAAUAAUGGUAGUUUUAAACAAAAAAAAUAUCGGCAUCGUAGAGUUGGUUCUGGUGGAAUAAUUGCAGUAAGUCCACGGUCAUCUCCUCAUCGAGAACGUAAAAGUGGAGAAUUGUCAAUUAAAUAUGUUGAUCAUCAAACUCAAACAGAUAUUACUAGUAUUUCUGAUUCAAUAGAGUCAAUAAGAAAUUCAUUUACUAAAAAGAUUUAUAAUUCACCUACUAGUGAACGAAUGCUCGAUUUUUCUGAUAAUGUAUCUGAACCUAUUAAUGGAAAUUUAACAUUAAAUAUUGCUAAUCUUUAUGAUGCUGAAUCACGUAAUGGUAAUGAACAACUGCGAGAUUGUAGUGAUGAUGAUCAUCUUGAAACUCUUGGAAGGAAAGUUUCCGAAAUUAUCAAUGCCAAUCGAUUAAUUUCUCCUGUUGAUAAUGAUAACUGUAAUGAUUUACCUUACAGUGGAGUAGUUAAUAAUGCAACAGUUGAUGGUGACUAUAAUGUUAUUUUUUCUGAUAUAAAAAGUAUCUUGAAUGAACAAAAAAAUAAACCAAUCGUUGUAGAAGAUGAAAAUGAAAACAAUGAAAGGAUUAUAAAAACAAGUGAGAAUGAAAACAAUAAUGAGGAUGAUGGUGAUGGUGAUGAUGACGAUGAUGGUGAUGAUGAUGAGGCAUGUGAAGAUGGAUGGUCUGAUGAGGAACGAGAAAAUUCAAAAUACGGAUUCAAUUAUUCAUUACGAAGACGAAGUGUUGUAAGAAGACCAAUAGGACCAGGUUGUCGCAUUCGAAGGUUUAAACAAAAUGUAGUAAGUAUCGAUAGAGGCCUAGUAUCUGAUGAAGAAAAUACCUCAGAGUAUUCUCAUCCACCUUCAAGUCAUUCAUCAACUCUUGAGAGUAAUCCCGAUGUUCAAAGAGCCUAUAAACGAGUUACUUCUCGUGGAUACAAAGGAAAUAAUAACGAAAGCUUUUUGACUGUUCGAUGCUCUAAUGAGCGUGAAAUCACCGUGAGUCUUUAAAUAAUACAAGUGAUAGAAAAAUAGUCUAUAUAUCUCGCCAAACAUUUUUGUUACUAAAAUUUUAUAGAAUCUUGUAGGUAUGCUUUACUCUCAUACUACGUGUUCACAUGAUUACAAUGCCAAUGAAAAUAAAAAAGAAUUGAGAUUAAAUUAGGUAGGAUUGAGAGGGACGCAUUGCACGUACUUUAUAUAGUAGUAGUACGUAUUAUUUAAUUGUAUAUAAUAUUGAUGAGACUUUGUAAAUAAUUGAAAUGGUAAAUAUUAAUUUACAAAAGUAUAUUGCAUUUACAUAAGUUGGACUACCAAUUAAAAAUAGCUCUAAAGAUAAUUGAGAGUAAAACGUGUUAAAAAAUGUAAAAAGAAUCGUGCUAUGUUGUUAUUAUUAUUAUUAUUAUUUUUUUUUUGUUAUUGAAAAUAAUUAUCGCUCAUAUUGAUUGUACAAAUAUUUUUGUGUCUGCAUGACAGUAUGAAAUGUACAUAUGAAUGUUCUCGAUCUCAUAUAAUAUGUUCAAUUGUAUGGAAACAGGAAUGUGUGAACGGAACGAAGCGAACCUUUUUUUCCAUUAUUGGAAAAAUAAUUAUUGUGAUUGUGCAAUUAUGUUUACUCAUUUUAGAGAAUAUAUAAUAUUUAUAUAUAUACAAAUGUGCCGCCCAAGAUAAGUUAGAUUAACUUUAGUAUGAAAGAAAUGAAUUAUAAUGAAAUAAUGAUAAUAAAGUAAACGAGAAAAAAAAAAUAAGACGAAUUUUGACGAAUCAUUAUGUUUUUUGCAAUAUUGUAAAUUAGAAUUACAUAAAUAAUUAGGUAAUUAUUAAUACGGAGCUGUACUGAAAACAUAAGUAAUAAUGACAUGAUAAAGAUGUUUUUUCUUGUACUUCAUUUUUUAUAACAACAUUCAAUUUUUGAGAUUAAUAAAUUUACAAAUGAAACUUUAUUAACAGAUGCUUAAAGAUUCGAGAUAUGGAGUGCCUUGAAGUGGUUUUAAAAGAAAUUUUUGCACAGUAAAACAUGAUUUAAAACAGCUGUACCUGCUUUGAAAUAAAAAUGCCUUAAAAUGGAUAUAUAAAUGAACGUUAUAUCUUUAAUAGGCAUUUACAUUUUGACAAUAUUAAAAAAAAAAAUCAAUAUUUCGAAACAUACAAAAAAUGAGAUAAUUUACGAAAAAAAAUUAAUAAUUAGAUUAAGCAGCUCCGCAUAUUACAUAAUAAAUAGUGUAUUAGAAGUUAAAGGUUGGCAGCUAAAUUAAAGUGGUUCGUCUUUUUUUUUUAUUAUAAUUUAAACGUUUAAAUAUGUAGAUAAUUAUAAACAAAUAUAUUUCAUAUAAUGUAUGGAGUAAAAUUUCUUUACCACUACAAAGUAUAUUAAAU